Molecule: messenger RNA, 2539 nt
Organism: Megalobrama amblycephala (Wuchang bream)
Lineage: Eukaryota; Metazoa; Chordata; Actinopteri; Cypriniformes; Xenocyprididae
Gene: soul4
Product: heme-binding protein soul4
Exons: 7
Coding region: 146-1087 (313 amino acids)
Source: RefSeq, a predicted model, not a curated record
UACAAACACUAAAAUGGUGUUUGCAAACAUAUGGAGCAGAGAAUAAUAGGACACUCCUCCGCACAUGCGCAGUGAGACGCUAUAAAAUCCCCAGUGCUUUAAGCAGUCGUGCGUUUGUUGUGUCUGCUGGGGAUGCAUUUCGUGGAUGGAAAGAUCUGUGUGUAUCACCAAAUGCAUAUUUUGUUCAAGAACUGUUUUUGUACAUUGCAUUUUUGCUGAGCGUCCUACAUCCAGGCUAAGUCACCAGGCCUGGAUUGGACACCAAGAGCAAGUCAAGACUGAGUUUCCUGAUUCACCUCCUGAUUCGCAGUCACUCACUGUGCCACUUUGGGCAAUGGCUCUGAUCUCUAUUGAGGAUCUUGAUGGACUGGAUGAUGAGCAGUUGGAUGAUGAUAUCACAGACCACUCUGAACCAAUGGAUGAUGAGGAGCAGGACAGAAUGUACGCCCAUUGGCAGGCCGUAGGAAGGACACAUCAUGUUUCUGUUCCAAGAGAGAUGAGAGGACCUAUUGAGGAGAUGACGAGGAGGAACCAGACCUCAGAACGAGAGCAAGUGCCUUUUGUCACCGUCUCCAGACAUGAGAAGCUUGGCGAGGUGUUGUACGAGGAGAGAGUGUAUCCUCCAGGAAAAUGGGCAUGUGUCAGAAAAGCAGACAUGCUGUAUGAGCAAAGCAUCUCCAAUGCAUUUAUGAAACUCAUGCGCUUCAUCUGCAAGGAGAAUUCAACAGGACGGUACCUUGGCAUGUCAGUGCCUGUUGUGAAUGAGAUCACGAUGGCAGAUGAUGGCACUAACUUCAUGAAGGAUGUGUUGACGGCGUAUUAUCUGCCUGCUGAGUUCCAGGCCAGACCGCCCGAACCAACCGAUCCUGAUAUCAGCAUUGUUGACAGGGACACGAUCCGAGUCAUAACCAGGGUGUUUUACGGGACCACAACAGAGGAGACCGUCUCUCGUCAGAUCAGCAUGCUUUGGGAGCUUUUGGGCAACUCGGGGGAUGUUCUCCGGGACCGCUACAUGGUAGCCGUUUACGAGAAUCCUGGCGUGCCCCAACGUAGGAAUGAGAUCUGGUUCAUUCGACGUGCCCCGUGAACAUUUCGGAGCACAUUUAAGCAGAGAGACGUUUUGAGUCGCUGAAUGUCUCGUAAUGAAGAUGCGGAGCUAGUCACAAUCAAAAAACCCUUUUAUCCUUUUGUAUUGUUGUGAGUGUCAUGCAGAAAACAUUUGUUUUUAAUCAUCAAGGAAAGAAACUGCAGUUUAUUACACAAUAGAUAUAACAAAUAUAGAUUAUCACUGUAUAUAGCCUGCUGUUGAUUUCAGGGUCAACACAUGGAAUUGCUAAGAGAUAUCAGUGGGUGAAACUUCAACCCCAAGUAUUACAAAUGUUUCUUUGUAUUAUUCAUGUUAUAAAUAAUGCCAGGGUGAAGACGAUUCAAUACGCUUCUGCUCUUUUCUGCUUGAUUUAAAUGUUUUACACUACUUGAAUUUACUUUCAUUUUCAGUUUGUUUAUUUUAUCCCAGAAAAUAGCAUUUCUAGGUUUUAAAAUGGUGCCCUAAAAUGGCGUUGUCUGCAGUGACUCGAAUACCAUACCAUGCACAACUAAACUGUGAACUGUAAAUCCCUCAAUAAUGGCUUUUGUAGAUUCUUGUUUGCAAUACAUGUUGCUUGAAAAAUAGUUAUUGUAUGUAUUUGCAGAUGGUUAUUAAGUUUCAAUACUUAUCAUAUAUUUUGAAUUAAGUAGUCAUUUUAAAUUUUGUGUUGGAGGACUAUUGUAAAAUACCCUUUUUUUUUUUUUUUUUUUUUUUUUUUUAACUUUGUGUAACAGACCCUCAAACCAUUUACCAGACAAUCAUCGGUCAGAGCACUAAAAUGCAAUCUUCUACAUUUUUUUUUUUAUCUUAUGGGCCAAUCAAAUUAUUUCUUUCUUUGAUAUUAGUAGUGCAGUUUAAAUCAGUCAUUUGCUACAAGGUGGAUAAUAGUAUGGCAUUGUGUUUUUUACGGGUAUGCUUGUUAAUCUCUUUUCUUAAGGUGGAGUCUACAAGUGUAAUAUAUCUAAACACCACUUUUUCUUCAUCAAAUAAAUGAAACCACAUGAUUAGAUCUAAGGUUACAUGCGUGGGUUGGCUACACCUUGUUUUUGGCAAAACAUAUGUCCCUUUGCAGCAGUAUUGUAUCCGAUUACUAUUUGGUCUCAAAGAUGUAACUGCAUUUUCUUAUUGUAUUUCGUUGUUGUGUUUUAUGUAAUGUUGUGCAAACGUAUGUGAAACAUCAGCGCAACGUGUUGUCUUUUUAACUCUUUAAAGCACUGUUUUGACAUUCUUUAACAUGAUUCCUUGCUUUUGUAUCAUUAAUGGCUUAGGUGGUACAAAUGUGGAUUUUGCCUUGCCUUGUAUUUUAAAACUUGCACUCUCCCAUCUCAAGUCUGUUAUAAUAUUAAUACAUUUUAUUUAUAGAGAGCACUGGGCAUAUUAACAAUAGCUUGCUUUUGAAAAGUUGAAUAAAUGUAUUCAAAUAAAAAACAAUAAAUGAUGUGUUUAAUUGUU